CACUCCAGUAUAAUAGGUGGCGAUGUGCACCUGUCAUGAUCGUCUGUAACCCGCGAAAAAAACAAAUAAGAAAGAUUUCCGGGUGCCGUUGUCAACACACCGGUAGUCUGCAACUUAGUUAUAAAGUACAUAUUAUUUAUUUCUGGUGCGAAUCGCUUCAUCGACUCGUCACCUAAAAGUUACAACUGUAAAGUUUACAUCAAAAAGCAAAUGGAGGGAGGUUUCCCUUUUGUGCAGACCCUAACUCGCAUAAAAACUGAGGAUGAAAUCAUCAGUCCCCUUUAUUUCAACAACCAAGAUGAGACCUCACAGGACUUUAUAAAUGAAUGCCUAAAAACUGAAAAUGACACCAUACUGACACUGAAAUCAGAGCUAAUUUAUUCAGACAUUCAGGCAUCCAAAGAUCAAUUUAAAUCUGAUAAAGACGUCUUCUCAUUCCUUCACUCUCAGGAUGAUGAUAAAGAGUUUCUGGACCUUGGUCUGCAAAUCAAGAAGGAAGCAUUUGAUAACUUUCCUGCUGGCCUUAUACCUCCAAUUGAAAUGGAGGAAGAAGAAUUUGAAAUCGCUUGGAACACUCAUGCUUCUGUAGAUAAAACACAAAAUAUACAACAAAACAAAAUGGUACGCAAAAAGAACUGUUCAGCUAAGCAGUACAAAACCCAGAAAAGCUCUAAGAGAAAAUCUGAUGCAUCGAGCAAAGCAGCUGGAUGGUCGACAGAGCAGACUGAAACAAAAAACAUCAUACCAACUCAAAUGAACUCCAAUUUAAGCAAAAGAAAGAAAAGUGUAAUUACUCCUGAGAAGACAGGUGAAGCCAGAAAACCCAACCAACUUCACAAAGAAGAUCUGUUUAGUUGUGAAACAUGUGGGAAAGCAUUUCAUCAAUCGGCUCUUCUUACCGAUCAUGUGAAGAUUCACAGAAGACAGAAGCCAUACACCUGUGACCACUGUGAAAUGAAGUUCGCCAAGCCAUCUUAUUUAAAAAUACACUUGCGUAGACAUGCUGGUGAUCGGCCAGUUUCAUGCGACUGCUGUGAAAAGCGUUUUUUUGACAUAUACGACCUAAGGGUUCACCAGAGAGAUCACACAGGAGAGAGACCCUUUUCGUGCUCUGAAUGUGGAAAGGGUUUUAAGCGUAUUUACACGCUUAACAAACAUAAACGGACACACUCAAAUGAGAAACCAUUUCAGUGCUCUUUGUGUGGUAAAGCAUACAAAUAUGGCUACAGUUACAGGUUGCAUUUGAAGGAUCAUCUUGAUUAGAGUCCACAAUGUUCAUCGGCGUGUUUAUGAAGAGUUUAGUGGGAAUCUGAUUUGUUUUUAUUCCUUAUGAAAAUAAGGUGAAUAUGUAAAGUGUGGUCAUAUUUUUUAUAUAUUUAUUGGAUUGUUAAGCUUUCUAACUGAAAUGAAUUAAAUUUAUUUAUGAUAUUGUGUUUUAAAUGAAUGAUUGACAUCACCCAACACUAACAUAUGAUUGAUUACUCCAGUAAUUUUAAUUAUUCCGAUAUUCCAAAGCAUGUAUGUUUAUUGGAUAAUGCACACUGUAAAAAGUGAAAUGUUGGAUCAACUUAAAUUGGUAACACCUAAAAAAGAUUUUUUUUCAACUUGUAUGUUUGUUUUUUCAGUUCAUCCAACUGUUUACAAUGUAGCUCAUUAUACUCUUAAAAAUAAAGGUGCUUCAUGAUGCCAUAAAAAACAUUUUUGACUGACUAGACAUGCAUUGCCUAAUGCAUAUUUUUAAUGUUUUGAAAAUUAUGCAUUUAAAUUACUUGUGUCUCUCAAUAAACUAAUAUAUCCCA
Misgurnus anguillicaudatus (oriental weatherfish) is the source of this 1799-nucleotide messenger RNA. RefSeq lists its product as uncharacterized. The record is from RefSeq and is a predicted model, not a curated record. Gene Ontology annotation, molecular function: DNA-binding transcription factor activity, RNA polymerase II-specific. NCBI's taxonomy places the organism in Eukaryota, Metazoa, Chordata, Actinopteri, Cypriniformes, Cobitidae. Gene Ontology annotation, cellular component: nucleus. Gene Ontology annotation, biological process: regulation of transcription by RNA polymerase II.